Molecule: messenger RNA, 387 nt
Organism: Lodderomyces margitis
Lineage: Eukaryota; Fungi; Ascomycota; Pichiomycetes; Serinales; Debaryomycetaceae
Exons: 1
Source: RefSeq, a predicted model, not a curated record
AUGUCUAAUUUGGAAAAUGAGUCCAAGGGGGACUCAAUCAAUAAAUUAGAAAACCAACAGACCAAUUCAUCAUCUUCGGGGCCAUCCAUUCACGAAUUUUCUGGAUUUGAUGCACAUAGAGUCCAAAAAAUAGCAAGAACAUACACUAAUGAAGACUCCAAUUCAGCAACAAAGUUGAGAAAGUAUUUGACUCACAUGUCGCAAGUGCCUGGUGUGAGUCCAUUAGAAGAAGAGGAAGGGGAUGAAAGACUAGAUCCAAAUUCAGACAGCUUUGAUUCCAAGUUUUGGGUCAAAAACCAAAAAAAAUUGUUUGAAAAGCAUCCUGACUAUUACAAACCUUCGAAAUUGGGUGUCGCUUAUCGAGACUUGAGAGCUUAUGGUACAGCA